Molecule: messenger RNA, 1675 nt
Organism: Anopheles coustani
Lineage: Eukaryota; Metazoa; Arthropoda; Insecta; Diptera; Culicidae
Gene: Dbp45A
Product: probable ATP-dependent RNA helicase Dbp45A
Exons: 3
Coding region: 64-1659 (531 amino acids)
Molecular function (GO): nucleic acid binding; RNA helicase activity; ATP binding
Source: RefSeq, a predicted model, not a curated record
GUUGAUUGAUUGUAAUAGUUUCAACUAGGUAUUUUCGAGUUAUUUGAAGCAUUUUACCUCAAAAUGAGUUUGAGGACGGAUAAGAAGUUUGCGGAUUUAGGAUUAACAUACUGGAUCACACGACAAACCGAGAAACUAGGAUUGCGCCGGCCGACACCAAUUCAGGUGGAAUGCAUACCUCGUAUCCUGCAGGGGCAAGAUUGUAUCGGUGCAGCCAAAACUGGAUCGGGUAAAACGUUUGCCUUCGCCUUGCCCAUCCUGCAGAAAUUAAGCGAAGAGCCUACGGCAAACUUUGCCCUCGUACUAACGCCAACGCACGAGCUGGCGCACCAGAUAGCGGAACAAUUUAUCGUUGCCGGAAAGCCGAUGAAUGCGCGGGUUUGUGUGGUUACCGGCGGAACGGAUCAGCUGCUCGAAAGCCAAAAACUGCAAGCCCGCCCGCACAUCGUCGUAGCCAUGCCGGGCCGGUUGGCCGACCACCUGUCGGGUUGUAAUACGUACUCUUUCGCUGCCCUGCAGUUUCUGGUAGUGGACGAAGCAGAUCGUGUGCUUAGUGGAAGUUUCGACGAUGAUUUAAAAGUGAUUAACAAAUUCCUGCCAGCGAAACGACAGAAUCUGUUCUUUUCCGCCACGAUGAAAGAUUUUCUUAAGAUGUCCUGCGUGCUCCCGAUAGCGGACGAUGCGUACGAGUGGUCGGAACAGUCGGAAGUGGCCACGGUGGAAACGCUCGAUCAACGGUAUAUCCUGUGUGCGGAUUACGAUCGCGACAUGAUGCUGGUGGAAGCGUUGCGUGAAUACAGGGAGGAACAUGAAGAUGCUAGCGUUAUGAUUUUCACAAACUCCAAGAAAGACUGCCAAGUCCUGUCGAUGACGUUGGAUAAGAUUGGGUUUGAAAAUGUGUGCCUACAUGGGUUCCUACGACAGAAGGAGCGUGUGGCCGCGCUGAGUCGAUUCAAAUCGAAACAUGUGCGAAUACUAAUUGCGACCGAUGUGGCUAGUCGUGGACUUGAUAUUCCUGACGUCCAGUUAGUGUUGAACCAUCGGCUACCGAAGAUGCCGAAUGAAUAUAUCCACCGGGUUGGACGAACUGCUCGUGCCGGGCGGUCUGGGUUGGCGCUGUCGAUCUUCCGCUUUCCGAGGGAUUUGGAGUUUUUGGGAGAAAUUGAGAGCCUCAUCAACACGAAGCUUACCGAACAUCCAGUCGAUGAUAAACUAGUUCAGCGCAUUUUCAUGCAGGUGAAUGUAGCGCGACGAGAAGCAGAGAUGAACCUGGAUAAUAAGGACUUUGAUGAACGACAGAGUAAUUAUCGUCGUAUGGGUUGGAUGCGGCAGGGCCUUGAUCCGGACGAAAUGGAAGCGAAGUGGCUGGAGGAAAAAGAAGCACGUAACCAGGCUCGUCGUGAGCGAUUGAAAAAGGAAAACGAAGAACGUCGCCGGCGAGGAACGGACCUGGAACAACAGAAUGCAGCCGCAGCGAGUGAUCCCCGAUUCCAGAUGGCCGCAGCGGAUAAAAAGUUUAAGAAAAGAAAAUUCAUUAGCGCCAACAAGCUGGACGAGCUGGUAGAAAAGAAGAAAACCGAAUCGAACACCUCAGCAGGCGGCGUCAACGAGAAACGCAAAAAGAUUGUGAAAAAGAAACCGAAGAUUGCACAACAAUAAAAACUGCACCUGAUAA